This is a messenger RNA of Sabethes cyaneus, 1979 nucleotides long. RefSeq lists its product as uncharacterized. Gene Ontology annotation, molecular function: calcium ion transmembrane transporter activity; manganese ion transmembrane transporter activity. Gene Ontology annotation, biological process: calcium ion transmembrane transport; Golgi calcium ion homeostasis; Golgi calcium ion transport. NCBI's taxonomy places the organism in Eukaryota, Metazoa, Arthropoda, Insecta, Diptera, Culicidae. The record is from RefSeq and is a predicted model, not a curated record. The coding region runs from base 347 to 1759 and encodes 470 amino acids. Gene Ontology annotation, cellular component: Golgi apparatus. The transcript is spliced from 5 exons.
UCGUAUUUCGUACGCACUGCAAAGGUUGUGUUCGCGUUCGUCGCGACUAAUAAAACUCUUUUCUGUGUAUCAAUAUUAAGUUAAUCGUCUACCAGCACUUGCGCUAAUCGUUUUCUUAUAUAUUCGAUAUAUUCCUGUGUUCAGAAUCGAUCACUAAAUUAUCUGCUGCUUCAGUGAAGUUACCUCUGUAUACGACAAUCCAUUGCGCAGUCAUAUCUGACGUAGGCUAAGGAAAAAAGUUAUUAAAGCAUUCUAAAGUGAACAUUGGGAGGGCAAGGAGUCGUUUAGGAAUUGACGCAAGUACAGUGUAUCCAUUACAUAAAUUGUCGGCGUUCCAAGCACCAAGAUGUCCGGAAAAAGCAUAAUGAAUAAAUUUCUGAUACGCAACAUUGUCCGACUGAUGGUCAACUGUUCGUACUUUUGUCUGUUCUACAUGGUCAUUCUUUGCCUGCUGGAUACGGCAGGCGUAGGUGCGAACAAACUACCCGAGGAGGACAUUUCAAUGGUGACCGAACUUAAUAAACCGGAUGUCGAGAGCAGCGGUAGCCCAACGGAGAAGAAAAACGGCGGCUUCUUCAAUUCGGAUGUCGGUUUUGUGCAUGCGUUCGUUGCGUCCUUCUCGGUGAUUAUCGUAUCCGAGCUCGGGGAUAAAACGUUCUUCAUUGCGGCUAUCAUGGCCAUGCGUCAUCCCCGGCUAACCGUGUUUAGCGGUGCCAUUGCAGCGCUUGCCCUGAUGACGGUGCUGUCGGCCGUAUUCGGCAUGGCCGCGACCAUCAUUCCCAGGGUGUAUACGUACUAUAUCUCUACGGCGUUGUUUGCUCUGUUUGGAUUGAAAAUGCUGAAGGAGGGUUAUUACAUGUCUGCCACAGAAGCCGCCGAAGAGUUGGAGGAAGUACAGUCUGAUCUCAGAAAACGGGAGGACGAGUUGAUGCGCUCGAUGAACGGUAAUCGGAAGGAAACAGUCGAGCUGGUCCCUCUGAACGAGCACGACACUAGUAGCAACGCACUUUCCUCGCCCGACCGUACCGGCGGAAAUACCCUGAACGGAUCGAUCCACUCGCUCCAUCGCGAUCUGCCUCAGGCGCAUUUUCUACCGGCGAUUCGCAUGUCCGCAUCGGCUACCCAGUUGCAAACAUCGAAUCAUCAUCUCAAUGAUAGCACUAGUAGUAUUAAUAGAAGUAAGCAGGGCGGCUCGUCCAAGAGUCUGGCCGUAACGAUCGGCGAACAGUACGAGCAACGCCAACGGGCACGAUCUGGAAUCGUGGCUAACGGUGCGGUCGGUGCGGGCACCACCGCCAACGGUACGGUGAUCAAUGGGUUAACCGAGGAAGGUGACACCACCUCCGGCUCGAUCGGUUCUCUCGGCCAAAGCAAACGGCUGGAAAAGGAAACCUCGGCCACACUAAUCCAGGACGCUGAAACCGGUGUGAUACGCAAGAACAAGCAACGUUCUGCUAUGAAUCUAUUGCUAAGAAUCCUCAUGCAGGCAUUCACGAUGACCUUUUUGGCGGAGUGGGGCGACCGGUCCCAGCUGACCACGAUAAUCCUGAGUGCCCGCGAAAAUGUGUACGGCGUCAUCCUCGGCGGUGUGAUAGGGCACGCUAUCUGCACCGGGCUGGCCGUAAUUGGUGGCCGAAUGAUUGCGCAGAAAAUAUCCGUCAGGACAGUUACUCUCAUUGGUGGUGUUGUUUUCCUGUUGUUCGCUGUGAGCGCACUGUUCUUCAGCCCGGAAGAGGAACCGGUAAAAGUUUCGCCAUAAUGUGAUAGCUCUAGGGGGCGUGUUGAAUGAAAAACACUCAUUUAGGCAAGGGCUUGACCAAAUCUUAAGUAUUUUCACGGCCGUGAAUGAAAGCAUGUUUUUAUAAAAAAGAUAGUUAAAAUGUACAUUAGAAUCACCACAAAGCAUACGUUUAUAAUCCAUCCAAUAAGGAAAAACACAGAAGCUUAAGAUUCAUGAAAGAAUAAUUUAAAUGUGUUAA